AUUGGUAUUGAGCUGUGCUUCCGACGCGUUCGCAGUUUGAGUGUGAGCUUAUCUAUCUUGUCUAACUUGUCCACCCCAAUUCCCACCUCCCCUUCCAGGCUGGUCAUCUUCGCCGGCGACGUCACCCCGGUCGAGAUCAUGUGCCACCUGCCGGCCGUCUGCGAGGAGCGCAACAUUCCGUACUGUUACACGCCGAGCCGGAAGGACCUGGGCGCGGCCAUGGGCGUCAAGCGCGGCACGGUGGCGAUGAUGGUGCGCGAGCAUCCCGACUACCAGGACCUGUUCGACAAGCUGAAGGUGGAGCUGUCGGCGCUGCCGAUUCCGUCGUAAGCGGGUGGUAAGAGAUUUAUUUGUUUGAUGACGGAUUUUUUUCACGUACGUUGCAGCGAAAUGUACGAGGAGUGAAGUUUUACGCAAAGAAUCAACCUAGUUUUAACAUGAAUUCAAUUUAAUACAUAUAAGUGGAACCUUUAAAAUGAAAAAAGCGUGUCUUUUCAAUAUGCAGAUGGUUUAUUAUUUUCGUGAUA
Culex pipiens pallens (northern house mosquito) is the source of this 527-nucleotide messenger RNA. RefSeq names its product H/ACA ribonucleoprotein complex subunit 2-like protein (gene NHP2). The record is from RefSeq and is a predicted model, not a curated record. NCBI's taxonomy places the organism in Eukaryota, Metazoa, Arthropoda, Insecta, Diptera, Culicidae. The annotation marks the transcript as partial. The transcript has a single exon.